AUGCGUCCUCAGCACUCAAAGUCCAACUGGGCUGGUCCUAAGCACCUCGAGGAGUUCGCCGACUGGGUCAACCACUGGCCAGUGAACGCAUUCACCGGGCCGGUAGACAAGCUCAAGGCCUCCCUCGACGGCCUCUUUACGCGCGACGCCUUCGCCGCCAAGCUCAAGAUCACCAUGGACCCGUACCUCUCGACCAGGAACGAGACCAACACGCCCUGCCCCGACGACUGCAAGUGCUGCAACUGCGCACACAUACGCAAGUUCUUUGUCGGGCACCCCUUCACCCCUGGCGACUUCGCCGAGUGGAAGGAAGGCUUCGAUACCGCCGUCGCGGCGCGCAAGGCCAAGGCUGAGAAGGCUGCCGAGCGCAAGAAGGCCAAGCGCGCGGCGCAGAAGGCCCGUAAGAAGGCCGCCGCUGCUGCCGCGAGCGAGAGUGACGGCGACGGCGAUGACGAGGAAUCCGUGUCCCCCAGUGGCGAGGCCGACCGCAUCACCACCACUGCGGUUGCUCCCCGCCUCGCACCUGACACAAACACCAAGCCCACCGCCGCCCACAAGCCUGGCACCGCCUCGUUCCACGCGUCGGCGGAGCACAUGCUGGCUCGCCUGCUCGACACCAACUACCUCUGCCCCCUCUGCAGCCCCUGCACAGCGCUCAUCUGCAAGAAGAAGCACUUCGGCCUCCCCAACGAUGCGGCCCACGACCACUGGGACGGCUUGCACUAG
Messenger RNA from Vanrija pseudolonga, 726 nucleotides. RefSeq lists its product as uncharacterized. The transcript is spliced from 2 exons. NCBI's taxonomy places the organism in Eukaryota, Fungi, Basidiomycota, Tremellomycetes, Trichosporonales, Trichosporonaceae. The record is from RefSeq and is a predicted model, not a curated record. Bases 1 to 726 code for a protein of 241 amino acids.